UAUGGGAAUGUUAUCGAUUUUGUCUGCGUCGCUUUUGUUAUUCGGUUAGAUCUCACGUUUAUAGCGGCGUGCUGGGUUUGGGAAUAACAACUUCGUUUCAUAAUUCCGAUUGCAUUGCAGCACACUUGUGUUAAUUUUGUGCAUUCGGUAUUUGAGAGUGUUAUCUAGUAUUGCGUGGUUAUUUUCGACGUUAUUACGAGGUACAGAGACGAUCUGAUAGACAAUGACACUUAUAUCGACCGGUAGGGACGCCGUAUUGGCACUUCCUGUUGUAGCGGACGAAUGUGAAGAGACGGGCAUCCGAGAUCUCCGGAAAUGGAUACAGGAUACUGAAGGCAUACCCAUGUUUUCAGAGCACACGUUCUGUUCAGCAUUUCUGCAUGUGUCGAAGUUCGAGCAACAGGAAGCACGUGACCGCAUACAGCGCUACUGGUACUCUCGGAAGCACGCUAUUAUGCUACAUAUGAACGGACUCGACCCUUCGUCUUCCGGUGUACUUAACAUACUUAGGGGUCCCCAUGCCGUGUACUUUCCGCUGCCAGGGUAUGACAAGGACGGUAGGAAAGUCAUCUUGGCUCGCUGGAAUCAGCUUGACGUCAGCGGUAAAAGUUACACAUUUGAGGAGUGGUUUCAAGCCAUCACGCUCGUCUUCGACACGGUUUGUUUCCUAGACCCCCAGGCUCGAACCCACGGGAUCACAUUCCUUAUGGACGCAAAGGGGGUCCGGCUGAAGCACUUGCUGUUCUUUGGGUUCGACAACAGCUGCAAACAGUUCACUGUUAUGCAGAAAGGCUACCCAAUCCGGAUCCGGCAGGUCCAUUACGUGAACAACAACCGCGUCAUCGGCUUUUUUCUCGAGGUCGUCAAGAAGGUCAUCACCACCAAACUUGCAAACAGGAUUCAACUCCAUGGCUACAAAUACGAGAAGGUGUUCGAGUACAUCGAUGUCACAAACAUGCCGAGUGAUUAUCUGGGUGAAGGUGUGAUCACCAGAUCGUCAAAAGAUAUCAUGGAGAAAUUCAUACAAGACCAAAUCCUUCAGCCGGACAACCUAAGGUUUUUGCGAGAGCUAUAUAUAACCGAAAUACCGGAUGUCGAACCGAGAACGGAACUUCUGGGUCGCAAAGACGCUCUCUCAACAGAACCGGAAGUGGAUGAAAAGGGGAUCGAGGUCCAGUUCCUAGCGUAUUCGACGGAGAAGAUUUCCAUUAAGGACGAGAAAGAGAUAGGGGUGUGCGAGUUUGACUAAUACUUGAUUCUGACGAAGCUCGUAUACGUUGAGUGCUAAGCAUACCAAACACAUUUUAGCCGCGCUCUCAGUCUGUGAAAAGGGGGUUUAAUGCAUGUGCAUUAAGUGUCGUCCCAGUGUGCAGUCCGCACAGGUUAAUCAGGGACGAGACUUUCCGCACAAACUUAAUUUUUGCUUAAACCAGACUUUCUGUAGACAUUAAAUACCAUAAAAGCGUAGUGUCGUCCCUGAUUAGCCUGUGCGGACCGCAUAGGCUAAUCUGGGAUGACACUUCACAUUCAUUAAAACCACUUUUCACAGAGCACGUUCCAUUCAAAUUCGAUGAAUAAGCAUGAGAAAAACUGCAUAGGGUGUACGGCUGUGAAGAAGAUAUAACAGUUGUGUAGUAAUUCCUGGUAUUGGUGAUACGCCUUAGACACUGGUGUGAGAAUUUACUUUAACCCUUUGCAUGCUGGGAAAUUUGUCGUCUGCUAAAAUGUCGUCUGCAGAAUUUCUAAAAUUAGCAUUUUCUUCAAUUUUUUUCAAAGAAUACUAUCAGAAUAGCAAACAGUUUGGAUCCUGAUGAGACGCCACGUUCUGUGGCGUCUCAUCUGGAUCCAAACUGUUUGCAAAGGCCUUUAAAAUUCAGCUCCAGCGCUUUAAGGGUUAAUGCGUAUUACUGUUGUUUCGUUGUGAUAUUGUUGAGUACUCAUACAAUGAACCAAAAGCACACCGAACGUGAUAUUCGAAAUAAAGGUUUUUAUGAUGCAUUAUGUUCCAUGAUUACCGCUUUAUUGAAAGAUUUGUUAAUUGUUCUAGUAAUACACGUUCAAAACCUAUACAUUAUGGUGUGUUUUUAUAUGAACGUAUUGUUAAUUAACUUGCAAAUGCACAAUUAUUUUAACAUGUUAAGAAUUUUAACGUAAACUUUA
Molecule: messenger RNA, 2160 nt
Organism: Dreissena polymorpha
Lineage: Eukaryota; Metazoa; Mollusca; Bivalvia; Myida; Dreissenidae
Product: alpha-tocopherol transfer protein-like
Exons: 8
Coding region: 224-1249 (341 amino acids)
Cellular component (GO): membrane
Molecular function (GO): phosphatidylinositol bisphosphate binding
Source: RefSeq, a predicted model, not a curated record